AUGUGGGCAUCGCUGUCUUCUCGUUUUCCCAAGCCGCGUGGCCCAAAGGUGGCACACAGGAGCGCCACGUUUGAGGUAGAGGCCCUGGGGGAGUGGCGGACGUCCACGUUGAAUUCGUUCGGGGCAGGAUCAGGGGCAAAUUUAUGUGUUAGCAGCAAUGAAUCAUUAAAGGCUGACUGCUUAUCCAAGAACGCAGCCGUAUCUGCGAAACUUCGCGAAUCAGGGCCAUUGACAAGGACAGCCUCUGGCUACAAUUUUGGUGAUGUUGUGAUGAUACUGGACAACAGAAUUGUGUCUGUGAGUGCGCUGUCCAUGGGCUACGAGAUAUUGUACCAGUCGUCCAGAUUGCGCUCUUGUCAGGUCUUCUUUGGGGUUUCCAACCAGCAGGACCCUGCCGAUGCAUUUGUGAUCAUGGACAUGCUCGGGAGGGCUCAGCCCGAUCUCGUUAUAGAGUUGGGCACAGCAGGUGGCGGCAGUGCGUUCUUCUAUGCUCGUAUCAUGCGCGAGUAUAACCCCAGCGCCAGGAUUCUCAUUCGAGAGACCCAGCAAGCGGACCUGGAGUAG
This is a messenger RNA of Prorocentrum cordatum, 564 nucleotides long. Lineage: Eukaryota; Dinophyceae; Prorocentrales; Prorocentraceae. The record is from the annotation of a GenBank genome assembly.